UCGGCUUCACGAGUCCCUUCCUGCGCCCUUCCCCUCCUUCCUCUGGGCCUUGGUACGCCCCAGGGGACAGAUGUCUUGGGAUCUUUAACAUUUGGGAUGCUGCAAAUGCCGAAGUUAAAUGAAAUACCUCCGGGGAGGGGAGGCCGGGAGGAGGCGCGGGGGGAGGAGAGCUGGCCUGGACGAGCAGGUCCUGAGGCUGCGAGGCGCGCGCGGGGGGCGCGGGGGCAGGCGGGCGGCGCGGGAUCUCCAUGGGACAGCUGGGGAAACUCCAGGCCACCUACAAGUCCUGGCCCAGGCUGGGAAGGGUGUCAGCUCUCUCUGUUCUGCGCCCCCUCCUCCCAGAAGCCCACCAUGGAGAGUAAGGAUGAGGCCAGCGACACCGAUAGCGGCAUCAUCCUGCAGUCUGGCCCCGACAGCCCCGUGUCCCCUGCGAAGGAGCUGACCCACGCGGUACGCAAGCAGCAGAGGGCCCUGGAGGAGCGGCUGGAGGCCUGUCUGGAGGAGCUGAGGAGGCUCUGCCUGCGGGAGGCGGAGCUGACGGGCAUCCUGCCAGCAGAGUAUCCCCUUAAACCAGGGGAGAAGGCCCCCAAGGUCCGCCGCAGGAUCGGAGCGGCUUACAAGCUGGACGAGCGGGCCUUGCACAGAGAGGACCCGCUGAGCAGCCUGGAGCGGGAGCUGGCCCUGCAGCUGCAGAUCGCCGAGGCGGCCCGGCGCCUGUGCCAGGAGGGGAACCUGGGCCGGCAGGUGCGCCGGCAGCGGAAGCACGCGGUGCAGCAGGAGGAGAAGAAGCUGCGGGAGCUGCAGCGCUGCCUGGGGGAGCGGCGAGGCAGCAUGCCCCCUCCUGCCCCUGCCCCGGGCCCAGAGCUCAGCGCCUCGGAUGACAGCUCCCUGUCGGAUGGGCUGCUCCUGGAGGAAGAGGCCUCUGAAGCGCCAAAACCUCCCCCAGAGUCCCCAGAUCCACCCUCCCGGCCCCUCCCGCCCCAGAGCCUUGAAGGGUUGCAGCCAGCAGGACCUGAGACGGGGGAUCUGGAGCGGGCCCCCAUCCAGAACAGCCCCUGGAAAGAGACAAGCCUGGACCACCCCUACGAGAAGCCCAGGAAGUCUUCUGAGCCCAGCAGCGAGUCCAGCAGUCCGGCUGCCACCCCGCAGGAUGGGCCCAGUGCCUCCAGCCUGUGGCUGCUGGAUCCUGCCUCCUACUACGUGGUCCCCAUCCGCAGCGUGCCUGGGCAGCGGCAGGGCCGUACCAGCGCCCCAGCCACCCCUGAGAUGCAGGGCAGGAGGGGCCAGUCACAGUCUCUAAGGACCGACUCCUUCCGCGCGGGCCCUGAAGGCCGGGGUCGCAGCGCCCUCCCGCGGCGCCGCCCCACCUACUACACGGUGACGGCGCCUGAGCCCUGCUGCGCCCGCCCCACUCCCGCGCCGCACCCCGCCUGCCACUCCUGCUCGGAGGACAGCGGCUCCGACGCCUCCAGCCUGUCGCACCCCACGCCGCCGGGCAGCAGCAGCCCCGACAUCUCCUUCCUGCGGCCCCUCUCCCCGCCCGCGCCGUCCCGCCCGCGCGCGCCCCGCGGCCCCGCAGGCCCCCGGCCGCGGCCACCAGUCGCCUGCCUCCGGGCCGCGCGCUACGUGGUGCUGGCUGAGGGCCGCGUGCCACCGGGGCCGUGGAGCGAGUGGGGCCCGGGCCGCGGCGAGGAUGCGGCCGCCCUGCGCUGGCAGCGCCCACCGCCCGCCCACAGCCGCGUGGCCCGGACGCCCUCGCUGCGCGACAACCCCGCGGGCCGCGGGCUCAGCAAGGCAGCCGUGUCGGAGGAGCUCAAGUCGUGGCACGAGCGGGCCCGGCUCCGGAGCGCGCGCCCCCACUCGCUGGACCGCCAAGGGGCUUUCCGCGUGCGCAGCCUGCCGCCGGGCGCCGAGCGCUUCCAGCGCGCACAGGUGCCCGCCGUGUGUGUGCUCCGGAGAUCGCGAGGGGCCCCUGUGCAAGUUUUUGUACCUGAGAAUGGUGAGAUCAUCAGCCAGGUGUGACCCUGGCUGCAGAGGCCUUGGCUGCUGGCUGCCGGCCGAAGAGACUUACCCAGCGGGGCUGGGCCGAGAACCUGCCCUUGAAGCCCCCCCUCAGCUCCCCCCCAAGUGUCGCAGGUCGAUGACCUGGAGCUGAGACUGUUUUUUUUGUUUGUUUGUUUGGUUUGUUUUUUACACCAGAUAUCGUUCAGAAGCCUCGGCCUGAAGCUUUUUAUUUGUGGUUUGUCUUCAAGAGAGGCCGAUGCUUUAUUCUCCAGGACCGGCCUCCUGGACCCCAGGCCUGGCCUCUGGCUGGCACCUGUCUCCUUGUGCAAGAAGCUCGGCUGGGGAUGCAGGGGGCAGAGGGACAUGGGGGCAGUGGGUGCUGAGAACGCCCCUGGGGAGCAGCCUCUGCCCCCCUGCUACUGGGGGCUGCACUGCAGUCCCCCAUUUCCCAGGGGUGCCCGGCUGGGGGUAUGUCCACCCCUCUAUAAUAUGCUCCGAGGUACACAUGCCAAGGAUUAGAUUCAAGGUCAGCAUGUCCUGGCUUAGUCUUGUCUUCCGGGCCCUGCCCUUUCUCUGCCUCCACGGCUCCCCUGUAGGGGCCCUGGGCCCUCUGUGCGCCCUUGGGUUGGAGGCCUCUUCAGAUCGGAGCAUCCGGAGGCCCCAGCUGGGGACCCACCAUCUUCUCUGGGCAUCAUGAGGACUUGCAGGACCCGCUCCCUCCAACAUCUUUUUGUCAUGGUCCUAAAGCCAGUAUUUGGCUCAUGCCUUAGGAUGUGAACCUUUGUGGUGUGUUCUGGGGUGGGGGUGGGGUGGCGGUCAUUCUUCUGACCGGACUGUGCUUCUGCUCGGAGACCAAAUUUCGUUGAAAUGGGGCAAGUCCUUAUUUUUACAGACCCGGGGCUACCCGGCCCCCGGGGUGUUUCUGAAAGGUGCCAGCCCGGAGAUUUGAGGAGGCCUGGAAACUGGCUGUGCUAAGACCAUCCAUGGUCCCACGCUCUUGUUCUGGGGCCUUUGCUGCUGGGUCAGACCCCACGAUUGGGACUCUGCUUCCAGGAGAGAGCUGCUGAGCUGAGGCUGGGAGGGGCCAGGAGCGCCCAGCUCUGAUUCUGCUCGUGAAUCGUCCUCCAUCUGCAGAGCAGAGGUUGGAAUGCAGCUUGAGGCUCCAGGAACUUUGAAGCCCAACCCAGAGCAAGCACCGGUCCCCCGCCUGCCCAGGGUGGUCCGUCCGAGGGGCGGGGGGUCAGGGCAGAGAGCUGAAGGGAAGCCUGCGUCUCUGUGCUCCUCCCCUGUCCCUGCCACAGGCCCCCCCCCACCCCCACCCCGCAGGGCCACCUGCCCCAGGGUGUGGACUGUCUGAUGCCAGAUGCUGUUCUCUCGUGGUCUGUCUGAGCCUCCGUCCUCUGCACAGCCCUCUACCCACCCCAGGUCCUCCUGGAGCACAGGGCUCCUCGGGCUGGGCCAGGGGACAUGGAGCACCAUGCACCUGCGUGUCCCUCAUGUACCUUAUUGAUCCUGUGUGAUGCCUAAUGCACCUGCUGCAUGGCUGUGUGCUGGGCUGUGGGGCUAGAGCUGUGCUGUCUCUGUGCCAAAUUCUUCAAUAAAGUCUGUUCUUUGUGAGGCCAAG
Messenger RNA from Sus scrofa (pig), 3628 nucleotides. It is a transcript of the gene INAVA, whose product is annotated as innate immunity activator. The record is from RefSeq and is a predicted model, not a curated record. Lineage: Eukaryota; Metazoa; Chordata; Mammalia; Artiodactyla; Suidae. Gene Ontology annotation, biological process: adherens junction maintenance; positive regulation of protein ubiquitination.